Molecule: messenger RNA, 644 nt
Organism: Grammomys surdaster
Lineage: Eukaryota; Metazoa; Chordata; Mammalia; Rodentia; Muridae
Gene: Hes2
Product: hes family bHLH transcription factor 2
Exons: 4
Coding region: 120-593 (157 amino acids)
Biological process (GO): regulation of transcription by RNA polymerase II; regulation of neurogenesis; anterior/posterior pattern specification
Cellular component (GO): nucleus
Molecular function (GO): RNA polymerase II cis-regulatory region sequence-specific DNA binding; DNA-binding transcription factor activity, RNA polymerase II-specific; protein dimerization activity
Source: RefSeq, a predicted model, not a curated record
GCUUGGGUCAGGUUUUGAACUUGGUUACCGGCUUCAGUUUUCGCUUUGUCUUGCAUGGGGGCAAGGAUCCUCCACCCUGAGGUAACAGACACUGGGCGCCCUUCGCUUUCCCGCGGAGGAUGAGACUUCCUAGAAGAGUAGGGGACGCGGCGGAGCUGCGCAAGAGCCUGAAGCCGCUGCUGGAGAAGCGCCGGCGCGCGCGGAUCAACCAGAGCCUGAGCCAGCUGAAGGGUCUAGUAUUGCCGCUGCUGGGCGCGGAGACCUCCCGCUCUUCGAAGUUGGAGAAGGCGGACAUCCUGGAAAUGACUGUGCGCUUCCUACAGGAGCAGCCUGCAUCUCUAUCCCCGACUGCAGCGCCUGGGCCUUUGGAUAGCUACCUCGAGGGUUACCGAGCCUGUCUGGCGCGCCUGGCCUGCGUGCUGCCCGCCUGCAGCGUCCUAGAGCCGGCCGUGAGUGCGCGCCUGCUAGAGCACCUGAGGCAGAGGACUGUCAGUGGUGGCCCGCCCUCACUGACGCCACCACCCGCUCCAGCUCCAGCUUCCUCUCCGCCCGUGCCUCCUCCGGGUAGUCCUGGCCUUUGGAGGCCGUGGUAGGCUCUUGGAUGUUCCACAGGCUCCUGCUGCGGGCUGUCUGGGACCUGGGUG